Messenger RNA from Chaetomium strumarium, 1622 nucleotides. RefSeq lists its product as uncharacterized. NCBI's taxonomy places the organism in Eukaryota, Fungi, Ascomycota, Sordariomycetes, Sordariales, Chaetomiaceae. Bases 93 to 1451 code for a protein of 452 amino acids. The transcript has 2 exons. Gene Ontology annotation, molecular function: zinc ion binding; DNA-binding transcription factor activity, RNA polymerase II-specific. Gene Ontology annotation, biological process: regulation of DNA-templated transcription. The record is from RefSeq and is a predicted model, not a curated record.
AAGAACGACGACACGUGGCCCCACGGCAGCCGUUCAACCUGUCGUCGAGUCACGAACAGACCGAUCGUCCGGAGACCAUUGAGACGAUAGAUAUGGAUGGAACCAAAUCCUCAGACCAGCCCAAGCGCCGGGCUUGCGACGAGUGCCGAGGUAGAAAGCUCGCCUGUUCCAAGGAAAUCGAUGGAUGCGCCCGCUGCAAACGGGAAGGCAUCAAAUGCGUUUACUCACCCCAGAAGCGCAUGGGUAGACCGAGGAAGCAUCGCCCCGUUGAAUUGGCGGAGCCUCCGGCUAAGGUUAGUGAACCUCGCGAAGCUCCGACCGUAGAAGCGCCGCCGGUCAUCGUCCCCGACUUCGAAUUCGAUAGCUCCAUCGGCAUGGACCUGGACCUUUCAUUUCUGGACAUGAGCGGCGCGGACGUCAACUUCUUGGACCUAGUCGAUCCCAACUCACAGUACCUUCCUCCUCCAGCUCAAACCAGCAUAGAACAAGGGACUGCCGGAUACCAGAAAUUACCGCAACUUGGAAACACCCCCGGCGGCGACUUCUGGUCCAUGGGCAGCGGUGUUCCUGGCGAUAUCAACUUUGAUGGGCCGCUCUGCGCUUCCACCCCACCCCCAGCACCUGAGAUAACCCCCGAAGAAGUCGCGCAGAUGUUGUCGGCUGACCUCGAGACAUUGCCAAGUCUCUCGCCUCCAUCUUCAAGCUCUCCGAGCACACACGGCUCACCGGAAUCUGACGGGCCCCCAUUAUGUGGCUGUCUCUCGAAGCUCUACCUCGCCUUGGCCUCCCUCCAAACCCUUCCUAAAGACGUCAGCGAAGCGAUGAGAGUCGCCCGCACCGCCACCAGAAUCGCCCACGACACCAUCCUGUGCCCAGUGUGCGGCGACCCGCCGAUCGACCCGGCCGGCAAGCCGCCGCUACAGGCCUAUCAGAAUAUGAUGAUGCUCGGCGCACUGCUCCCGUCGCUCUCCAACGCGUACAUGCGUAUCCUUGGCAUGGUGGAUGCCGAGGCUGCGGCCGCCGACAAGGACCACCGCAAUAUCCGGUUCACACUCAGCGGCUACGGCGGGCUCUGGGGCCUCUUGGCCAAGCUGGACCCCGUUGAGUGCAACGCCUCCGAGCGGCUCGAGGGCGCCAUGCUUGAGCCGACUCUUUGGCGGCUGGCGGUGCGCGCGCUGCUGAAGAUAGACGUGUAUGGCAUCGACGGCAUGACAGCAGAUAUUAAAUGCCGUUUCGGUGACAUACAGCAGCCGGGGCUGAAGGACAUCAUCAAGAUGAUGGAGGAGCGCUCGCGCCGGCGGCAUGAACAGCUGGACGCCAUGGUUGCUGCGGGCAUUGUGCAGAAGGUCAACUGCGACUAUGUUCCGCUUACAGCUACGGGCGAGAAGCCCACGUGUCUGCGGAUCAUCGACAUCGCGAAGCGAUCAAUGGACGAGUUGGUUAUCCCUUGAGAAUGGUGGCCUUUUACGUCGUGACAGACAGACAGACGGACAGACACAUCCGGUAUGAAUGUACCGAGGCGGCACCCGCGCCCUUUACGCCGCCACCAGACGUACCCAAAACCGUCAAGGAGGCACAGAGAAGGGACGCCGCGCCCACCGUACCACGGGCUCGCGUCGCCC